AUGGGGGCCUACUCCCUGGGGGUGGCCGUACUGCAGCUAUAUGUGGACUACUCCCUGGGGGUGGCUGUACUGCAGCUAUAUGGGGACUACUCCCUGGGGGUGGCCGUACUGCAGCUAUAUGGGGACUACUAUGGGGACUACUAUGGGGACUACUCCCUGGGGGUGGCCCUAUAUGGGGACUACUAUGGGGACUACUCCCUGGGGGUGGCCGUACUGCAGCUAUAUGGGGACUACUAUGGGGACUACUAUGGGGACUACUAUGGGGACUACUCCCUGGGGGUGGCCGUACUUCAGCUAUAUGGGGAAUACCCCCUGGGGGUGGCCGUACUGCAGCUAUAUGGGGACUACCCCCUGGGGGUGGCCCUAUAUGGGGACUACCCCCUGGGGGUGGCCGUACUGCAGCUAUAUGGGGACUACCCCCUGGGGGUGGCCGUACUGCAGCAAUAUGGGGACUACUAUGGGGACUACCCUGGGGUGGCCCUAUAUGGGGACUACUCCCUGGGGGUGGCCGUACUGCAGCUAUAUGGGGACUACCCCCUGGGGGUGGCCGUACUACCAUACCCUCCCGGGGGCAUCAAGUGUAUCCAGGCAUCCGUACCCUGUGGCCAGCAGGAGGAAGAGAAGGAAAGAAUACAGGCCCUGUGGUCAGCAGCUAGAGAAUACAGGCCCUGUGGUCAGCAGCUAGAGAAUACAGGCCCUGUGGUCAGCAGCUAG
This is a messenger RNA of Oncorhynchus nerka (sockeye salmon), 714 nucleotides long. RefSeq names its product shematrin-like protein 2. The transcript has 5 exons. Lineage: Eukaryota; Metazoa; Chordata; Actinopteri; Salmoniformes; Salmonidae. The record is from RefSeq and is a predicted model, not a curated record. Bases 1 to 714 code for a protein of 237 amino acids.